AGUUUGGACACACCUACUUAUUCAACGGUGUAGAGAUGGAUAGGAAAGAGAGGUAGGCAGAUGCAGAUGGGUGAAGGGACAUACUGUAGGGUGAAAUGUGCAGUCAAAUGAAUGGUGCAUGUGUUGCUUUUUAAAGGUUGGUUGUAUAUUGAUUUUUAGCAUGGAUGUGGGGGUUCUUCACACAGGUAGAUUGCUGUAGUGUUGCUGUGGUCUAGACUCUAAUGUACAUUCGGUCAGGCAUUUCCUACCAUUUACCUUAUUGAUCCCACAAUACAACAAUGUAUUUACACUGUGAUGCAAUGAGUGUGGAAUGUGAAUGAUUGUAUAUCCAUCACUGUGAUAUAUAUAAUGCCAAUUUUCACACAGCUUUAUUGAGGAAGUUGUCAUGAUUCAUUUGCCAUGGUGCAUGUCUGCCGCUGUGGCAACUUCCCUUUUCUACCUCUCCUCAAACCAUUUCCCCUUUUUUUCUCCCUGUCUUCUAUUAUUGUUUCUGUGCUGCCCAUCCUCCAGUCUGGUUCUCAGUUGUCUGUCAAUAUGAAUACCCUCCUGAUCAGUCAAGGAUCAGAACCCGCCUCCUUGGAGACUAAGUCACCUGCAGCCCCUGCUUCCCCAGUAGUUGUAACCAGAGACCCAACUGGGCCUGGUGAUCUGCAGCUGGAGCCCCCCAGUGACACGUCCCACUCCUGUAACCCUGUUCCUUUAGAACUCCACAUAGAUGAAGAUGCCUGCUCUGGCCCUCCCUCCUCCACCCCCCUCUCAGCUGCUUCAGCCUCCUCCGUUUUGUUGGCCUCGUCCCAGAGCCUCCAGUACACCCAGAUUCACACACAGCUGGAAGGAGUUACUGAUCCCAGCGUGAGAACUACACUGACCUCCCACAUGGAGUCCCUCACUGUGGUCUCUAACACCACAAGCCACACUUUGCCAAAGACCCCCUAUCCUUCUGUUGCCCCCGUUGUAAAGUACAACAGUCCUGCAGUGUAUACAAAGACCACCAAGAUGCCUAGUCCAGUAACUUUUGCCAAGACCCCUAGUCUGGUACCUUUUGCCAAGACCCUUAGUCCCAUGACUCUUGUCAAGACCCCUAGUCCUAUAACUGUUGCCAAGACUCUUGGUCCAGUUAUGGUUGCUAAGAGCCCCAGUCCUGUUCCGAUUCCUAAAAGCCUCAGUCCUCUUCCAGUUGCCAAGAGCCCCCGUCCAGUUCUGGUUGCUAAGAGCCCCAUUCCUGUUAGUGUUGCUAAGAGUCCCACUUCUAAAACGAUCACCCUUCCUCAGUCAGCUUCCAUUGAUCCAUUUUCCCCACUGAAGGAGAAGCAUCCAGAAACACCUGCUGCUCAGCUAGCAGAGCCCCCUACUGCAUGUCCUGACUUGGGGAUAACAUGGCCAUGUCGGGAGCCCUUGCUGAAGGACACCCUUGACAGAUUGCUGUCCUUCGACUUUUCCCUGCCAGAGAGAGAAGUGGAGCAUGCCAAGGAGACUCAUCAGGACAAAGAGGAGCUUUAUGCCAUGGCAGGAGACAAGGAAAGGACUUGGGAGGACAAGGAAAGUAUUAACCCAAGGCACAGCACGUCCCUGGACGGGCGCGAGAGGACAAUGACCCCCCUUAACAAGGCCAGCUGGAUGGACGACUGUUUGACCCCCUCGACGUGCCCAGGGACCCCCGAGACCACCCUGGACCUGCCCCUGAACCAGCCUUCGGCCGUGGAGAGGCUGUCCACCUCGGGCCAACUCAAGUCGGUUAUCCGCCGCACCAAAGAGACGCCCAACGUGCACCCCAUGUACCGAGACGGGCAUGUGUUAAGGCGUAAACUGGGUCCUGUCAUCUUCACCAAGAGCAGUUCCCAGGACUGUCUCAUCGCAGAGCUGCAGGGCAAGCUGGGAAUCGAACGCGCCGUUGAGCGCCGACGCAAGAAGCAGUCAGACGACUGGCUCACUGAGGGGGUCAUCGUCAUGAACAACCCGCAGCGCAUGCGGGAAGCCAGGGCCUCGCCGGUGGUGGACAAGGUACAGAGAUGUGGCCGGAGCCAGUGCUAAGUCAUCUCAUUGGGCCAAAUUUGGACCGACUAGUUGUAGAGCAAUACAGCACCUUCCAGUAGCGUGUUCCUUGAUUAGUGCUGUUAUUCUAGAGUAACGUUAUCAAGGCAAUGUUCUAUACCACACAGAUGGACUAUGACUAGCGAACAGUUUCUCAACCGUAUUCUUCUGUAACCACUUGUUGAUGUUUUUUUGCUCCACCUGAGGCUUUCUAUUUCCUGUGUUUCAUUGUCACUUCC
Messenger RNA from Salvelinus sp. IW2-2015, 2270 nucleotides. RefSeq names its product proline-rich protein 36. Lineage: Eukaryota; Metazoa; Chordata; Actinopteri; Salmoniformes; Salmonidae. The record is from RefSeq and is a predicted model, not a curated record.